AUGUCUUAUUUGUACUGUCACAUUUGUAAAAAGAGUAUCAAGGGGUACAAGUACCAGCAGCACAUGCAGGAGCACGAGGCCACCAUGACCCUCAGAUGCACGUAUUGCUCAUAUGAGACAGAGGGGAGGUCGGAGAUGACCAGGCAUUUUGGGAGGAUGCACAAUAGUAGAAAACAAGAGGCAAAGUAUAUAAACUACACUGCAGCGACGACGGGACAUCUGAGGAAGCGUGAAGGAGAGAGAAGGGACAAGUGGGAGGAAGAAAAGAAGACAGAAAGGGAGAGCAAGGAAAGGAAGGAAGAUAAAGAUGACAGGAAGGAAAGAAAGCGUGAAGGAAUGGACAGGAAGGAAAAGAAGAAAGAUGAGAUGUCUUAUUUGUACUGUCACAUUUGUAAAAAGAGUAUCAAGGGGUACAAGUACCAGCAACACAUGCAGGAGCACGAGGCCACCAUGACCCUCAGAUGCACGUAUUGCUCAUAUGAGACAGAGGGGAGGUCGGAGAUGACCAGGCAUUUCGGGAGAAUGCACAAUAGUAGAAAACAAGAGGCGAAGUAUAUAAACUACACUGCGGCGACGACGGGACAUCUGAGGAAGCGUGAAGGAGAGAGAAGGGACAAGUGGGAGGAAGAAAAGAAGACAGAAAGGGAGAGCAAGGAAAGGAAGGAAGAUAAAGAUGACAGGAAGGAAAGAAAGCAUGAAGGAGAGGACAGGAAGGAAAGAAAGCAUGGAGAGGACAGGAAGGAAAAGAAGAAAGAGAUGCCUUAUUUGUACUGUCACAUUUGUAAAAAGAGUAUCAAGGGGUACAAGUACCAGCAGCACAUGCAGGAGCACGAGGCCACCAUGACCCUCGGAUGCACGUAUUGCUCAUAUGAGACAGAGGGGAGGUCGGAGAUGACCAGGCAUUUUGGGAGGAUGCACAAUAGUAGGAAACAAGAGGCGAAGUAUAUAAACUACACUGCAGCGACGACGGGACAUCUGAGGAAGCGUGAAGGAGAGAGAAGGGACAAGUGGGAGGAAGAAAAGAAGACAGAAAGGGAGAGCAAGGAAAGGAAGGAAGAUAAAGAUGACAGGAAGGAAAGAAAGCAUGAAGGAGAGGAGGACAGGAAGGAAAAGAAGAAAGAUGAGGUACAGGAGGACAGGAAGAAAGAGAGAAACGGAUUAUUCCGAGCAACUUCGAGAUAG
Molecule: messenger RNA, 1182 nt
Organism: Lytechinus pictus (painted urchin)
Lineage: Eukaryota; Metazoa; Echinodermata; Echinoidea; Temnopleuroida; Toxopneustidae
Product: glutamic acid-rich protein-like
Exons: 3
Coding region: 1-1182 (393 amino acids)
Biological process (GO): positive regulation of transcription by RNA polymerase II; heart development; cell differentiation
Cellular component (GO): nucleus
Molecular function (GO): RNA polymerase II-specific DNA-binding transcription factor binding
Source: RefSeq, a predicted model, not a curated record